Messenger RNA from Annulohypoxylon maeteangense, 3459 nucleotides. RefSeq lists its product as uncharacterized. The transcript has 3 exons. Gene Ontology annotation, molecular function: NAD+ poly-ADP-ribosyltransferase activity. The record is from RefSeq and is a predicted model, not a curated record. NCBI's taxonomy places the organism in Eukaryota, Fungi, Ascomycota, Sordariomycetes, Xylariales, Hypoxylaceae. Bases 1 to 3459 code for a protein of 1152 amino acids.
AUGGCGCCUUCAAAGGCAAGAUCACGCUUUGAGGCUGACUUAAAGUUGGCUACCGAGAAAGAUUAUACCAACAUCACCAAUGUCCGCAAAGGAGAUGCUGAAGAUGGAUUCACAUUUGUGUUUAGUCAUCCAAGCCUACCUCAUCCCUCUCAAGUUGAGGUACAUGCUCAACCACAAGAUAUGGGAGGAUACCCGAGUGAUAACAGCUUUCUUGUUUAUACCAACGACGAUAUAUCGCCGACAGUUGCACAAGUUCUAGAGGCGUCCAUGUUUGAGACAAUGGGCAUGAAGGUUGAUAACGUGAUCGCCGAUAUUUCACGAAGACUGAGAGUCGUUUUGGAGACCGACAAACCUGACGACAUAGGUGAUGUGACAAUGGCCGAUGCUGAUGCUGGUACGGAUAUAGAUGCUUCCGAUUUUGAUAUGGAAGACGCAUACGGCGACAGUGAUGAGGAUCUUUCUUUCGAGCUCGAUGAAGACGGUUACGGCAAUAGUUUUGUACUUGGACAGGAGGGGGAUGGCCCGGAACCCUCGACAUCAAUACCGCUACCCCCGGAAGUCUUAGAUCGACUUCGACGAGAUCUCCGAUCAGUACUCUCUGCAGGAUUCCAUUCGGGGAUAGUAUAUGGGCUUACCAAUGGCACACCCAGCGGCAUUAUCUCCAUUUCUGUUCGAGUGAACAAACUUUGUCUCCCUAAGGUGACCCGAGAGGCAUGGAGUCUUGUGCCGUCGGAGUACAUUGUCCUACUUAUCAGAUACGAUGGGCAUUACGCGGAUUUCGAGAACGUUCUUUCUAAACCAGUCGGGUAUAACAACAUGAGCUUUCGCCUGAGAAAGUGCUCGGAGAAAAAACCAUCAUAUCAGCAAGCCAGAAUAGCUUUCGCAUCUCAAGAAGCCAGUGGGCCUAGUGGAGAAGAGUCAGACUCGCCCGAUUUACCGAACCUCUGGAUUAGCAAGUCCAUGGACGAAUUCAUGAACAACGAAUUGAUUUCGUUGCUGAAAAUAAGAAAGCUCCACAAUAUGUCCUGGGAACAAGCGAAGGAGAGAUUACAGUCUCAAAUAAUCCGAAUAGAUGACGACGUUAAAGACACCCAUAUGGACGACGAAGGAGGGCCUAGUAGUGAGCCCCAAUUAUCACCUCUACUUGCGGACGAUCACUUGUUGGGUGCUGGGGAGCGCUCCUUACCACUAAUUGCGAUGCAGUUCGCCUUGCGUUACCUAGUCAGAUGCACCGAUUAUUGUACCGUCUGUCAUCAGAAGGUAAAAAGCAAUUUUGCUGCCCUGAUGCCAUAUGUCUGCAGCGCGCCUCUCUGCCUUCACCAGUACAUAAAUCUAGGCUUUGGUCCAAGUAUAGACCACCAGAUUAUUAACCAUCCAGAGGUUAUUGAUCUGUUAAUUAGCUUCACCUUCGCAUCUCUGUGUAAAUCUGCCAAAGCAUCGGGGGGUAUUAUCGGCAUGCGUCACCUUCCCACAGGGCUUGGCCUACGAGUACCGAGGAUCCGGAGUCCUGCAUUGAAAUCACACUCUGCUGCUCAGGGUACGGAUUCGGUAAACGGAAACCCCGUGACCUUCGAUUCAGCAUACCUCAUGGAUCCUAUUGAUGUAUCCUUCGACUGGGGAGAGUCCACCGCUACGAUACUUAGAGAUGAUGUAAAUGAUAUCGUUGGAGUAGGCCAGUGGGUGGUCGUCGCGACGAAAGCCGAGAAUCGUACUCAUGCUUUUCGACCAAAAAGCGUGCUACACCAUGCGCGCGUCGAAUUGGUAUCCAAGGAAACAUUGCUGUUAAACGUCGUAUCGCGACAUACGAUGCCCAACUACACUCACCAGGUGCAACCUUACGUCGAAGAUACAGACUUAGCAAACAACCCCAGAAUUGACUCGGGCUAUCUCGUACUAUGUAACGACGAGUUAGAUGAUCUUGACGAAGUGCUCGAAAAGGCAUUCUCCUUGAUUAUUCUACUCGCAAGUAUGCCAUCAGUUGCGGACAUGAGAUCCUACUUGAUGAGUAGUCAACAACCACUAACUAAAUGGGAUCGGAUGUCACGAGCAAGUGUGGACUUACUAAGAUGGGUCAUCGCUUCAAAUCGGUCACAUAUCGUAAAAGUUGGGGAGGAUACUCGACAUCCCGAGAGAAUUGGUGGCGUUAAAGAUUGGAUCCAAUUUAGGUUCACCCAAGGAUCUCCAGAGAAAGAGAACCUCUUCUACGAGGCUCUAGAGCAAGUCAGAGCCCCGCAAAAGACCAUUCUCGCAUGGCAUGGCAGUAGCUUCGGAAACUGGCAUAGCAUUAUUCGCGAAGGCCUAGACUACGCUACAAUGGAGAAUGGCCGAACAUAUGGCGACGGAAUCUAUUUCGCUAGAGAUUUCGACACGAGCCUGGGAUAUGCACUUAGCGCUGAGAGAAUGGCAUGGCCGCGAUCUCAUUUAAGGGUAAAUUGUGUCAUUAGCUUAAACGAGCUUGUCAACUUGCCCUACGAUUUUAAGAGCAACGAUCCGUACUACGUCGUACAACACUGUCACUGGACUCAGUGCAGGUAUAUCUUCGUCCAACCUAUGGAGAUGGUCACUGACCUGACGCCUGUCGACCCCAACGCCACGCAAUCUGUUGGUACUGAUGAGUUCCAACAAGACCCCGGAUGGACGGCGACGGGGCUUAGGGGAGCUCGAUUAUCGAUUCCAAAAUAUGCGAUCCCCUCUGCUCAUAAAGCUGGGAAAGGACCGUAUGAAAAUGAGAUGGAGGAAAUCGCGUUGGAUAGCAGCGAUGAAGAUGAAGACGAUACUAUGUUCAUCUAUCAUGAAGGCGACAAUGCUCAAACAAGCCUAGUAUGCGAUUCCGAUUUCCGCCCCGGGACGCUCGAUUUCUCUUCCUUGCCACAGCUAGCCCCCCCGUCGUACGCUGACUAUGCCGCUCAAAGGGCCCUAGGCCAAGAAAUCAAGAAGCUAGAGAAGAUCCAGUCCUCAAUGCCUCUUCACUUACUUGGAUGGUAUAUUGAUUUCGAGAGACUCAAUAACCUGUUUCAGUGGAUAGUUGAAUUCCACUCCUUUGAUCGUGACCUCCCACUCGCGAAAGAUAUGGAGAAGGCAGGCCUGACUAGUAUUGUCCUAGAGAUACGUUUUCUGCGCGGAUUCCCAAUUUCACCUCCAUUUGUGCGAAUUAUUCGUCCUCGAUUCCUUCCUUUCAUGGACGGUGGAGGCGGCCAUGUCACGUCGGGUGGCGCCUUGUGCAUGGAACUCUUGACGAAUUCGGGUUGGUCACCAGCCAACAGUCUGGAGAGUGUUCUUCUCCAAGUUCGAAUGGCGAUUUGCAGCGAAGAUCCUCGGCCAGCACGCCUAGAGAGUACGAGAAACACCCAAGAUCAAUAUGGUGUUGCGGAGGCAGUUGAGGCAUAUAAACGAGCAGCUGCAACCCACGGCUGGGAGGUUCCCGCCGACUUAGCUGAUGUGUCAUUAUCCGGGCAGUAG